Molecule: messenger RNA, 2459 nt
Organism: Verruconis gallopava
Lineage: Eukaryota; Fungi; Ascomycota; Dothideomycetes; Venturiales; Sympoventuriaceae
Exons: 3
Coding region: 165-2009 (614 amino acids)
Biological process (GO): transmembrane transport
Cellular component (GO): membrane
Molecular function (GO): transmembrane transporter activity
Source: RefSeq, a predicted model, not a curated record
CAAGCACGUUCUUGCUUCGAACAAUCUCUCCUGUGCUUCGUCCGGGCGACCCUCAACUCGAUUAUUGCACGGCGCAAGGGUCGACACAUCUUCGAGUAGCUGUCCAUUUGUGGCUCAGGCUGGACAUCUUUCAUCGUCUUAUCGUGCACGAGCUGAAUGUUGCCAUGAGAUUGCCGAUCGGCCCACAAGCGUUAAGCUCCAGUCCUUCGGCCUUCGUGGAAGGCGACGUGGGUUUCCCGCGACUGGAAAUAACCACCAGUUUGUCGAGUGGGCGGCGUGAAAUCGGUGCUACAGAACACCACGUUGCUUUCGUAGUAAGCCAAGUCGAUUCGAACGCCAACUUGUCGCCUGGACGACUUGCGAGUGAGACUCUCGUCCAUCAGGAGCCGAUCGUACCAAUGCCGAGCCAUGCGGCGGAGUCCGUUGCAGCCAAGGAGAGCGCCGUGGACGUGGCCAUCGAGCUCGGCCGCGUGCGAAGUCGAUUCUGCGACAUCCUCUCCGUUCACAGCUCGUCCGAACUUGACAUCCCCCAUGCUUCCGGCGACGCGGGUCUGCCGCCGUCGCAAGGCGUCCCCUCCGAGCUGGGCAACCUCCUCGCGGAGGUCAUCUUCGUCCUCACCUGCACGGCGUCUCAGUUCAUCUUCUCGUUGAUGCUGGGCCACAUCACCGUCGCGCAGACGCAGUUCCGCAAGGCGCUCGGCAUCCCGCCCACCCAGACCCCUUGGCUCAUAGGCUCUCUCAUGCUGGCUAGCGGUCUGUCCGUGAUCGUCUCGGGGUCGCUGGCCGAUCUCGCCCCACCCAAGCCCCUGGUUGUCGGCGCCUUCCUGUGGGAGGCCGUCUGGACUGCCGUCACUGCCGUCGCCGUCGGCCCGCGCCUGAAAGUGCUCUUCUUCGUAGCCCAGGCCAUGAAGGGGCUCGCCGUCGGCGUCCUGGUCUCCGCCUCGAUGAGCAUCCUCGGGCGCGUCUAUUAUCCCGGUAUCCGAAAAACGCGCGUGUUCUCGCUCAUGGCCGCCGGCUCGCCGUUUGGCUUCUGGGUCGGAUGCGUGCAGGGUGGAGCCUUGAGCGCCCAUCUCCCUUGGAUCUUCGGUACCUCCGCUGUCUUCCUCGCUUUGUGCGCCCUGGCAGCCUACACGACCGUCCCGAACCUGCAGCCGGCGAGUGACAGCCGCACGGCUGACGCGCCCUCAUUACGGCAGUUCGACUACGUCGGAGCGUUCUUGUCGUCCCUAGGCUGCAGCUUGAUCCUCUUUGGACUUGCCCAAGGAUCCUCUGCUCGCUGGAACCCGUACACGUACUGCAGCGUGAUCCUCGGAACGGUGAUGCUCGGUGUUUUCUACCUCGUGGAGCAACGGGUCGCCCGACCUCUGAUUCCCAACGGACUCUGGCAUACGCCAGGCUUCACUGCUCUCCUGAUCUCGUACUUCCUUGGUUUCGGCGCAUACUCUGGUGCGUGGCAGUUCUACGCCAUUCAGUUCUGGCAGCGCUAUCAGGGGGCAAGCCCCCUCACCGUUGCGCUGUACGUGCUUCCGAACGGCAUCGUCGGUCUGCUUGCGGCUUGGAUCGUGUCUCGGACACUGCACGUCGUUCCCGGCCAUUACAUCCUGAUCGCAAGCAUGGUGUGCUUCGGGAUGGGCCCCGUCUUUUUCCUUCCUCAAACUCCAGAGUCCAGCUACUGGGCGCUGUCCAUGCCCGGCGUCGCGCUCGCGACCUUUGGUCCGGACAUGAGCUUUGCUGCAGCGUCGAUCUUCAUCACCUCGAGCGUGCCGAGAUCGUACCAGGGCUCCGCGGGGAGUUUGCUCGUCACCGUGCAAAAUUUGGCCAUGGCCGUCAUGACGUCCGUCUGCGAUUCCAUCGGUGUCCAAGUUGACGAGCUCCCGACUGGAGAGGUCGGAUUGCACGGAAUCAAAGUCAUUUGGUGGUUUGGACUUUCAGCUGCACUGACAGGAGCUCUGCUUACUGGCACGAUGGUCCGCAUACCGAAGGCAGAAGAGAAAGAGCACGUACAAUGAGGACUAUUCUGCUUACACAGGCAUGCGCCUACGCUUCACCUGGUGCAUCAUUCUACAAAGCAGAGGGAUUUUUUGUUAACACGUGAGGAGUUUGAUUUGCGAGUCUUGGCCAGUAGAAAACUCUACAUAUAUUCCGCGUCAGAACAUGCACGCAAUAUCCACGAUGCUGACGACAUUGUGCCAGGUCUACAACUUCGCCUUGGGCUUGCGCUGGAACGCAACCGCGACUGGAAUACCCGGAGGUUUUUUGCAAAAAAUCUCAUUUUCUAUUACAGCGAAUUUUGUCGUGUUUGCCACUUGAGAACGGAACGGGCAAGAAAAAGAUCGACAAGGGCUAUCGGCUCGCUCCUCUCUCGUCAACAACAAACAGGCCUGUAAUUGGUGUGCGAGAUGGACUAACAAAAUCGACGUCAUUGUGUGAACAUAGUAACAACCGAAGCGAAAAGAAAA